Nematolebias whitei (Rio pearlfish) is the source of this 5869-nucleotide messenger RNA. It is a transcript of the gene znfx1, whose product is annotated as zinc finger, NFX1-type containing 1. The transcript has 18 exons. Lineage: Eukaryota; Metazoa; Chordata; Actinopteri; Cyprinodontiformes; Rivulidae. Gene Ontology annotation, molecular function: helicase activity. Gene Ontology annotation, cellular component: nuclear RNA-directed RNA polymerase complex. Bases 1 to 5814 code for a protein of 1937 amino acids. Gene Ontology annotation, biological process: regulatory ncRNA-mediated heterochromatin formation. The record is from RefSeq and is a predicted model, not a curated record.
AUGCGGUUAGAGAGACAGCUUCGAGCCUGCUGCGGCAACGAUUUGAGCUCGGCCCUGCUGUGUCGUCUGCCACUUAUUUUCAGUGUUUAUUGUCUGAUUGAUAAAAUUCUUCCAGAUACUGAUACUGGCCAAAACGCAAAUGGUCGUGGAGGAAGAGGAGGACGACGAGGAAGUGCACAGAAAAACCGGACGAGAGAACAAGAAGUCAGAAGAAGAACACAAAGUCAAGGGAACAAUCAAAGAUUUACAGAGAGGCAGAGAGGAGAAGGCGUGGGAAGAGGAGGGAGAGGUGGAAAUAGAGGGGGAGGGGCAGACGGGCAGAGAUUUGGUAGAAAUGGUCAGCCAGGUGGAGCUGAACGAGGAGGUGAGCGAACAGGGACAGCAGGAACAGCUGUCGGGAGAGGAGGACACAGUGGGGACAGAAGACAAGACGGGGGAGAGAGAAGAGAUGGUGCAGGUUCACAUGGUCAUAAACUGGGUUAUAAAAAACUCGAGGACCUCUCCAAGGAGGAGCCGUCUGUUGUGGCCAUUACACUCUCCUCACAUCCUGGCCUUCAAGCACUCCUUGGUGAGACGCAGAUAAGGCCGGAUCUAAUGCAGCUUCUCUGCACGGUGCUGAGCAAAGCCUUUACGUCAAGGACAGACAGAGGCACACUACAGCACCUGGCUGGCGUAAUUAAAGAUUCAGUGUUCUUCCGCACCACCCUGCUUCACCAUGUGGGAGGCAUGGUGGCAGAGUCCAACCCUUUCCGCAGAGCACAAUUCCCACAGCAUCUGGAAAACAUCCUGAGUAUACUCUCGGAGGUGCACAGUAUCUUUCCUGCGAGCUCUGUCCAAGCUGUGAGUGUGUUGCUGACACUGCUCCAAGCCUCUGUCAACAGCCUGCGGGCCACGGGUGUGGACGUCUAUCCUCAAACAGACGAAAAAAUGGAAAACCUAAAUGGCCUGAUAGAGCACCUCCAGCAGAAAUCCAGGGAGGGGACUCUGCGCACAGACAGGGACACGUAUGCACUCGUAGCCGCUGGUGGGGACAUCCCAGAUGAAGAUCAGCAGGAUUUUCGGAGCAUACCACUCUACCCAACUCCUGAGGAAUUACACCAGGACCUCAGGCCAUUUCUCAGACGUAACAACACAUCGAAACCAUACACAAACACCCACCUUUACCUCGAUACACACUUCCGGUUGCUCAGGGAGGACUUUGUUCGACCGCUUCGUGAGGGAAUUCAGCAGCUGCUCCAGGACCAAGCGUACAAGGGAAGGAAUGAUAAACUGGUGAAGACGAAGCACUUCGAUGACAUUCGAGUGUAUUUUAACACGCAGCUAGUAGCGCCAAAAUGCACACCGACCGGCCUCGCAUACAUUGUCCAGUUUGACGUUAAGCCACUGAAGUUUGUGCGUUGGCAGAACUCCAAAAGGCUGAUCUUUGGUUCUUUGGUGUGCUUGUCUCACGAUCAUUUUGAGAGUUUCCUGUUCGCCACCGUUUCAGACCGAGACUCAAUAAAACUGGAGCACGGGCUGGUCCAGAUUUCCUUUACAGAGGAGAGCAGAUACAAGCUGGUUAGAAUUCAGCCUGAUCAGAAGUUUCUGAUGGUUGAGACAACUGCCUACUUUGAAGCCUAUCGGUAUGUUCUGGAAGGCUUACAGGAAAUGAAUGAGAGAAACUUGCCCUUUCAGAGGUACAUUGUGGAGUGUUCCUCAGAUGUGAGACCACCAGCAUACCUUAGGAGAAAAGAUCUUUAUGAUCUGUCAUCUGUUGCUCACCCUGACUACAAAAGCAGAAUGAAGCCUUUUCACAGCCUGAAGCCAGAGGCCUGGCCUGAAAUGGAGAAGCUGGGCAUGGAUGAGUCUCAGAUGGGAGCCUUUCAACUAGCUCUCACCAAGGAGCUGGCAAUAAUACAGGGCCCUCCUGGAACUGGAAAAACUUAUGUUGGCCUAAAGAUUGCUCAGGCUCUGUUGACCAAUAAGAAGCUGUGGAAUGAUCUGCUUGGUGUGCCCUUUAUGGAUGAUUUGGAUGAUAAAGGUGCCACAGCUCCAAUGCUAGUUGUGUGUUACACCAACCAUGCCCUGGAUCAGUUUCUGGAAGGUAUUUAUAAGUUUCUGAAGAAUGGCAUUGUGAGAGUGGGAGGUCGCAGCAACAGUGAGAUCCUGAAACAAUUCAAUCUUCGAGAGCUGACCCACUCACAAAGCUUCAGACGGACACUGCCGUCUCACCUCCGCACUGCAUAUGGUCAGAUCUAUGGGGAGCUGUGUGAAGAGGAAAGGGCAAUCCAAGACCACAGUUUGAAGCUGGAGUGUUCUCUGAAAGGUGUAAUACGGGAACACUUCUUAAAGAGUUUCAUGUCACACAUACACUGGGAAAGUCUCAAUUCGCCCCCAAACGGUGAGGGAUUUUACUUCUGGAAUCAGAAGUCCAGUCUGAUGAUGGAGUGGUUGGGUUUGGGAAUGACUGAGUUCCAGCAGAGGGAGACAGAGAAUGCAACUUCAAAUGAAGAGGAACCAAUGGAGAUAGACGAAGACCUCAUUGAAAUUGCAGAGGAAGCAGAGCUGAUUCAGGCUGAGCGCAUGAUCGACGACGAAUGGACAAUUGGUCCCAGAGUUGGUAAAGAUGACAGAAAGAAAGGAAAUCAGGAGGACACUGUCAGAGAAGUGGAAGAACUGAUGCUGGCUAUGAACCUGGACAAUGUUGACAUACAAGCUGAGAACAGUGAAGAAGGAUGGGAGUUUCAACGAGAGCAGAAAAAAAAGCUAAAGAGUAAAAUAAAGAGAGCAUUUGCGACGAGCACGGCUAUGACUGAAGAAGAGGAGUCCACCAUUUUUGAUGUGUGGAAAAUCCCUCUGGAGGACAGAUGGAGACUGUACUGGUUGUGGGUGACACGCUACAGGAUAGAGCUUCGUACAAACGCCCUGGUUUCAGAACAGGCCUAUCAAAAUGCAGUGGACAGAUUGGCUGAUGUCAAACGGGAAGAGAACCUUCAUCUCCUCAAGAAAGCAACGGUGAUUGGCAUGACAACAACAGGAGCGGCCAAAUACCGCAAAGCUCUGCAAGAACUACGUCCGCGUGUGGUGAUUGUAGAGGAGGCUGCAGAGGUUCUUGAAGCCCACAUCGUUACCACACUGAGUGAAGCAUGUCAACACCUCAUCCUGAUUGGAGACCACCAACAGUUGAAGCCAAGUGCUACCGUAUAUGAUCUUGCUAAGAACUUCAACUUGGAAUUAUCCAUGUUUGAGAGGCUAGUGAACAUGGGACUGCCUUAUGUUAGACUCAACUACCAGCAUCGCAUGAGGCCUGACAUUGCCCAUCUUUUGACCCCACACAUCUACUCAGAGUUGGAGAACCAUCCCUCUGUGUUUGAGUAUGAAAGCAUCAAGGGUCUCAACUCAAAUUUAUUCUUUGUGGAGCACAAACACCUUGAAGAACAGAUCAAAGAUGGAAAGAGCCAUCAAAACAGGCAUGAGGCAAUGUUUGUAGUGGCACUUUGCCGUUACCUUCUCCACCAAGAAUACAAACCCGAACAAAUUACUAUACUCACAACCUACACCGGCCAGCUCUUCUGUCUACGCCAGCUAAUGCCUGCCAAAGAGUUUGCAGGGGUCAAAGUACAUGUGGUGGACAAAUAUCAGGGGGAAGAGAAUGACAUAGUUUUGUUGUCUCUUGUACGUAGUAACUCAAACGGUAAAGUUGGCUUUUUGAGCAUCCCUAAUCGUGUCUGUGUAGCAUUGUCACGUGCCAAGAAAGGCCUGUACUGUAUUGGCAACAGUAAGAUCCUGAGUGAAGUUAAACUGUGGAGCAACAUCUUUGACACCUUGAGAGAGAAAGAGCAGAUUGGGAAAUCUCUGACCCUGUGCUGUCAGAAUCAUCCAACUCGACAGGUUGAGGUUUCCUGCGCUGAGGAUUUUAAACAGGCACCCGAGGGGGGCUGCACCCAGCCUUGCCAGUUUCGUCUGGAUUGUGGGCAUGUUUGCACAAGAGUUUGUCAUCCGUACGACCCAGAACACAAAGAGUUUAAGUGUAUCAAGAAGUGUGAGAAGAUUGUAUGCGAUCAAGGACACAAGUGCCCACGUUUGUGCUAUAAAGGUUGUCCAAAGAAAUGUGAAGUGAAGGUUGAGAAAGUCAUACCUGCGUGUCAGCACAAACAAAUGGUUCCUUGCCACCAGGACCCAGCCACAUUUGCAUGCCUGGAGCAAUGCCAGAAGAUGCUCGAGUGUGGACAUCCAUGUGACUCAACCUGUGGAGCAUUAUGCACUAGAGAGUGCAAUGUGAAGGUCACCUUAAAACUUAAGUGUGGACACAGCCAGAAAGGAGCUUGCUAUUACAAAACAAAGACAGAGCAACCUGAAUGUAAAACUAAGUGUAAGCACCAGUUAAAAUGUGGCCACACCUGUCCUGGUACCUGUGGAAAGUGUUACCAGGGUUGCUUCCACAGCCCCUGUUCUCACCGAUGUGAACGUCUUCUAAUUUGUUCUCACAAGUGUUUGGAACCUUGUACUCGUGAUUGUCCCCCCUGUCAGAGGACAUGUGAGAACUUUUGUGUCCACAGUAAAUGUAUGAAGCCAUGUGGGCAACCAUGCGCUCCUUGUAUCGAGCCAUGUUCCUGGCAGUGCCCUCAUCAGAGCUGCAGUAAACUUUGCCAUGAGCCAUGUGAUCGCCCACCAUGCACUAAACCUUGCAAAAAGAUCCUGGAGUGUGGCCACCCAUGCAUUGGUCUUUGCGGAGAUAAAUGUCCAAACAAAUGUCGCGUUUGCAAUGCUGAUGAGGUGAAAGAAAUUUUCUUUGGCACUGAGGAUGAAUCUGAUGCUCAUUUUAUUCAGCUAGAUGAAUGUCGACACAUUAUUGAAUCCACAGCCAUGGACCACUACAUGAGUUUGGAUGACAACAAACAAGGAGAGCAGGUGGCAAUAAAACUAAAGGAAUGUCCCAAGUGUAAAACUCCAAUACGUAAGAAUCUACGAUAUGGAUCACACAUUAACCGCAGUCUGGCUGAGAUAGAGAUGGUAAAGAAGAAGAUGAACGAAAGGCAACCUGAUAUUAAAAAAACAAGGUGCGCCCUUCAAAAGCAGUGGAAAACAAAUCUUCCAAUUUGUGAAAUACAUGUGGGAAUGGAGUACAUGGAAAUCCAAGACAAACUAAAAAACGAAUACCUCACAACCAUUGACCUCUGGGUCCUUGAAAACAAGAUUGAUUUCCUGACAAGAGUGGCAAAACUUUUAGAAGUCGCAACAAAAAACAUGUUAUCCACCGAUAGCUACAGCUUUCGACAAAAUGCCACAAAGUUCAUCAGUUGGAUCAAUAGCAAAAACCAAAGGUUCACAGACCAACAAGUCUUUGAUUUGCAGAGUGAGCUACAAAGACUCAACCUCCUAGCUGAACUCAAUGUUCGUUGCCAAAAGGCAGACUGCACGGGGCAAACCAAGAAAAUGCAAAUCGAGGUGCAAGAAAUCAGACAGGUUUUGGAAACACCUGGCCAGUUCACAGAACACGAUCAAGUGAGAGUGAAAGACGCUAUGAAGAUACUGAACAAAAAGUUUCCACUCCCAGGCUUGGGGAUCAGUGAGGAGGAACGAAAGAUGAUCGUCUCAGCAAUGAAAAUGCCCCCAGGACACUGGCACAAAUGUCCUAAUGGCCAUGUCUAUCUUAUUACUGAAUGUGGAGGGGCUAUGGAGAGUCGAAAUUGCCCUGAUUGCAAUGCUUCGAUAGGUGGACAAGACCACAGGCUGACCAAUGGCAACCAAGUUGCUACAGAAAUGGACGGGGCACAGCAUUCUUCUUGGUCUGAAGUAAAUAAUCUUUUAAACUUUGAGCACCCUGAACUCUAAAACUUUUCAGGGAAGUUGGUUAUUGCUUUGGCUCAAAUGCAAAAAUUAGUGAGCA